GCGCCCCCACUUUUUGUUUCUACGGGUGGUGCACAUUUGCACAUGCCUUCAUCCGCACAUAACAAACGUGUUCCAUGUAUGGACGGAAAAGACUAGAGGGAAUAAUGGCUGAGAGCAGUAAAACUAGUUGAAAGCUUAUUUUAGUCACUGAAAUCAGAUUUGCCUUUGAUACACACAGCGAGCUGCCUGCCAGUCCCCUUUUCAGAGAGACAUAACACUUUAACCAAAAGCUUGUGCUGCCUCCUUUUUUCAACACUGUGGUUGCACUUCAAAAAAUAUUCUGUUUGGUUUCUGGUCAGUUUCUCGGCCUCCUCUGCUAGCCCCAUGCUGUUCGGGCUUCCUCACCUCUGAUAUAACAAAUUCUUUAGUAGGCAUGAUCUUUCUUUCUUUCUUAGCAGGAAGCUUGUUCUAGUUAAUGCAUCCCGCUGAGCAUAGAGAACCCAGUCAUAGACGUUUUUACCAGUUAAAUGUUGGCAUACCCCUUAUUGUAUGAGACACAUGGAAAACCAGUCCCUGCCCUGGGAAAGGUACAGUCUGUGAGACAGAGUCAACUAGAUGCAAUGGGAGGCCCAGGCAUGCCUCCUUCAGUGUCUGCCCAGCAGUCCGCGUACCAUCUCUUCAGCCGCCCAGCUGAAAUCAAGGCCUUUCGGAAGAAUUUGCUUGCCUGGUACGACAGAUGCAAGCGCGACCUUCCUUGGAGGAAUCUGGCAGCCAGCGAACCGGAUGCUAACAGAAGAGCAUAUGCAGUGUGGGUGUCGGAGAUCAUGCUGCAGCAGACGCAGGUGGCUACGGUGAUCGACUAUUACAACAGGUGGAUGCAGAAAUGGCCCACGCUGCAGGCCCUCGCCGGAGCUUCCCUGGAGGACGUGAACGAGCUGUGGGCAGGACUUGGCUACUACUCCCGAGGGAAGCGGCUGCAGGAAGCGGCACGGAAGGUGGUUUCCGAGCUGGGAGGUCAGAUGCCCAGGACAGCUGAGGAGCUGCAGAAGCUGCUGCCAGGGGUGGGGAGAUACACGCCUCCAUCUCGCACGGGCAGCUCUCCUGUCUGUCGCCAGGCGACCGGCGUGGUGGAUGGGAACGUGAUCCGAGUCCUGUGCCGGGUCCGAUGCAUUGGCGCCGACUCCAGCAGCCCGGCUGUCACCAACAGACUCUGGGAUUUGGCCAACGCUCUGGUGGAUCCAGCCCGCCCAGGGGAUUUUAACCAAGCCGUGAUGGAGCUGGGAGCCACUGUGUGCUCCCCCAGGGCCCCGCUAUGCACGGAGUGUCCUGUGAAGCCGCACUGCAGGGCGCGUGGCAGGGUGGAGAAGGAGCUGGAAUUUGCCUCCAAGAGGCUGCUGGGAAAAGCUGCCCCCAAAGGCCCCCCGGUGCCUGAUGUAGAGGAGUGUGCCGCAGGCAGCUGGGGGCGGCCUUGCCGCUGGGUGACGCAGGCAGAGUUCCAGAAAUCCGCCGUCUCCACUGCUAUGAAGAAGGUCUGGAAGGCGUGCGAGCGGCAGAGCGGCGAGGGGAGGGGGCCCAGCAAGGGCCGGAAGCGGGGCCCAGAUGCUUUGCACGCCGGCCAGCUGAAGGUGGACGCAGCCAGCAGCCUGCCCCGGAGGCAGCUCUCCCUCCACGCCUUUCUCACGGCCCCUGCUGGGGAAUGAACACGGCCUCCCGCUCUGGCCGCACCCAACGGUGAGGCCCGUCUGGAGGGGAAAGAGGCUCCAACCCUUGUGUUGCUUGGGCUGCAGUGACCGGCACCCGGCUGUCGCCUGGGCUUAGCCCAGGGGAGCCAGAGACCCCCGCACUGUUGUUCCCUGCACGACUUUCAGCCACCCCACCCCCUGGUGCUCCCCCCUGCAAAGGGACCCCUGUGAGUUACUUCCCUUCCCUGGGCCCGGCCCCGCCCCAGCAGCGAGAGGGAGACCCUAGCAGGGAUGUGGGGUGGAGUAAGGAAUCCAGCAGCUGCCCCAGCAGGAGUCCUGC
Molecule: messenger RNA, 1962 nt
Organism: Pelodiscus sinensis (Chinese soft-shelled turtle)
Lineage: Eukaryota; Metazoa; Chordata; Testudines; Trionychidae
Source: RefSeq, a predicted model, not a curated record